GCGUGAGUCUGUCCCGGAGCUAUGGGGAUGGGAGCACCUGGUUUAGCAGACGAAAAUCAAACGCGCCUCUGCUGCUCCCCCUCCUCGCUGCCAUAGCCCGUAUGAUCCGCCGCCUCCUCCACUCUACCUUCUAUCGACCCAGUGGCCCGCCCCGCCGCGACCUAGCCACCAACGCGGCGCUGCAGUGGCUGGGCGACGAGCUCGCCUCGCUCGCGCUCCCCAAGCUCGACUCCUACGCGUGCGCAAGGCUCCUGCAACGCUGCAUCGCGCGUGGCGACGCCCGCACUGGCCGCGCCGUGCACGCUCGCGUCGUGCAGCGCGGCGGGGUGGUACGGCUGGAUACCUUCUGCGCUAACGUCCUUCUCAAUCUCUACGCGAAGCUCGGCCCCUUAGCCGCCGCGCGCAGCGUGUUCGAUGGAAUGCCCGAGCGGAACAUGGUGUCCUUCGUCACGCUCGUGCAGGGACACACGUUGCGUGGGGAGUUCGAGGAGGCCGCGAAGCUGUUUCUGAGGCUGCGGAGGGAGGGUCACGAGGUGAAUCAGUUCGUGCUCACCACAAUCCUGAAGCUGCUAGUUGCCAUGGAUGCUCCAGGGCUUGCCUGCAGCGUGCACGCCUGCUCAUGCAAGUUGGGCCAUGACCAGAAUGCCUUUGUGGGGUCAGCGCUAAUUGAUGCCUAUUCUCUUUGCGGGUCUGUCCGUGAUGCGAGGCUUGUGUUCGAUGGGAUCAUGGGGAAGGAUGUCGUCACUUGGACAGCGAUGGUUUCUUGCUAUUCUGAGAAUGACAGUCCUGAGGAUGCGAUUAACGUUUUCUCCAAGAUGAGGAUGGCAGGUUCCAAGCCUAAUCCUUUUGCGCUUACCAGUGUGCUCAAGGCUGCUGUUUGCUUGUCAUCUGCUUUGCUAGGCAAGGGCAUCCAUGGUUGCUCAGUCAAAACCCUUUGUGAUACCGAGCCUCAUGUUGGUGGCGCUUUGCUUGACAUGUAUGCCAAAUGUGGAGACAUUGAGGAUGCCCGCACUAUUUUUGAGAUGAUUCCCCAUGAAGACGUCUUACUUUGGAGCUUUAUGAUCUCCCGGUAUGCUCAGAACUAUCAAAAUCAGCACGCAUUUGAGAUGUUCCUAAGAAUGAUGCGGUCUUCUGUGAUGCCUAAUGAGUUUAGUUUGUCUGGUGUUCUGCAAGCUUGUGCUAAUGUUGCCUUUUUGGAUCUGGGCGAGCAAAUUCAUAACCUUGUUAUAAAGUUAGGCUAUGAGUCUGAACUAUUUGUUGGAAAUGCACUAAUGGAUCUGUAUGCCAAGUGUAGGAACAUGGAAAAUUCACUUGAGAUUUUCUCAUCAUUACAGGAUGCCAACGAAGUGAGCUGGAACACAGUUAUCGUCGGCUACUGCCAGUCUGGUUUUGGGGAAGAUGCUUUGAGUGUGUUCCGACAGAUGCGUGCUGCGCAGAUGCUUUCGACUCAAGUUACAUACUCCAGUGUGCUCCGGGCUUGUGCAAGUACAGCAUCCAUCAAACAUGCUGUCCAAAUUCACAGCUUGAUUGAGAAAUCCACAUUCAGUAGUGACACUGUUGUUUGCAACUCACUGAUUGACACAUAUGCCAAGUGCGGAUGCAUUAAGGAUGCUCUAAAGGUAUUUGAAACUAUCAAACAAUGUGAUGUAAUCUCAUGGAAUGCCAUAAUCUCAGGAUAUGCUCUUCAUGGACGAGGCAUGGAUGCUUUGGAACUUUUUGACAGGAUGAAGAAAACUAGUAUAAAAGCAAAUGAUGUCACCUUUGUUGCUCUCCUAUCUGCUUGUGGUAGCACAGGCUUAGUCAACCAAGGACUCGCCCUGUUUAACUCUAUGAGGAUGGAUCAUGGAAUCAAACCAUCUAUGGAGCAUUAUACUUGCAUUGUUAGGCUUCUGGGACGUGCUGGCCAUCUUAAUGAUGCUCUAAAGUUUAUUGGGGAUAUCCCUUCAGCACCAUCUGCUAUGGUUUGGCGGGCCUUGCUUAGCUCAUGUGUAGUCCAUAAGAAUGUAGCUCUGGGAAGGUUUUCCGCAGAGAAGGUGCUUGAGAUUGAACCACAAGAUGAGACAACCUAUGUCUUACUGUCAAAUAUGUAUGCUGCAGCUGGAAUUUUGGAUCAAGUUGCACUUCUAAGGAAAUCAAUGAGGAACAUAGGUGUAAAGAAAGAGGCUGGCCUUAGUUGGGUUGAAAUCAAGGGGGAAGUUCAUGCCUUUUCAGUGGGAUCAGUUGACCAUCCAGAUAUGCGAGUAAUCAAUGCAAUGCUGGAAUGGCUAAGCCUGAAGGCCAUUAGAGAAGGUUAUGUUCCAGAUAUUAAUGUAGUGUUGCAUGAUGUGGACGAGGAAGAAAAAGCUCGCAUGCUAUGGGUGCAUAGCGAAAGGCUGGCUUUGGCAUAUGGCCUUGCUAUGACACCUCCUGGCCAUCCAAUACGGAUUAUGAAAAAUUUACGUUCCUGCUUGGACUGCCAUACCGUAUUUAAAGUGAUAUCUAAAAUUGUUCAACGGGAAAUCAUCGUUAGAGAUAUCAAUCGUUUUCAUCAUUUUGAGCAAGGGAUAUGCUCAUGUGGUGAUUAUUGGUGAUGUGGUGUUGUUCAUGAUUUACUUUGGCAGAAUGUAGCAUAUUCCAUAUGGUGCUGGCAGUAUGAUUUUUGUGGGAAAUCUUUUUUUCCAUGAAAAAACUCCAAAAAUACAUAUGCAUGCUCAAUGUUGUGGAUGAAAUGAGGACGAUAUGUUGCUAAAUUGGAAGAGUACUGCUGAUGGUUCUCCAGAUUGUUGAGCUCAACUUACUAGGUAGACAAAAAUUUAAUCAUUGUUCUUCUCUCAUAGGCAUCCAUUUUCAUUCUCAUUUUAGCGAGUAUAAAAGAUUUGUUUUGUUAAGGGCAAGCGCAUGCGCAUCAGUGUCACCUUCAAUUGUUGUUUUUUGGUAUUAUAGAUUGUUCUCUUCACUGCCGGCUUUUUGAUGGGUGAGUUUCUGCAAGGUUCCACUGCAACAUCAGUAACCGUUCUAAGAUAUGUUUCUCAUAUGCAUAAACUGCCCGGAACAACUUGUUUGUUCAUGCACAGCUUGUGUUUGAUAUGGUUGAUAGCAGAGGAUAUUUGUUUUGCAGAGUGGUGAGGUGUUACAAGAGAUUGCAAUACAGAAGAAAACGGAGAGGAAAAAUUGAACCUGGCUGGAAUUUUCGACAACCAGAGAUGACGGGUAGGUUUUUAAAGACAAAAGUUCUUAACCACCUUAUCCCUUCGCCCGACCACAUGUGGAAACCACCGGGAGGUAUAAAAGGGGCGGAUCGAGGUCUGGGCAAGGGUUGGAAGCUAGAGGGAGCUACAAACAGGACAUAGGAAAAAGACUUGUAUUUUCCACAGACUUGGGCAUUUAGAGCCCCGAAAAAGUGAUCCGACCAGAGGGUGUUACGUCACCACAUGGUUCAAACAUGUCUAAAUCUUGUAUGGUGCUUGUCUGUGAUCACUGGUGUGCUUGAGGCUAUUCUCCUUAGGGGUAGUAAUGGACUAUGACCUUAAUGCUCUUUUCAUAAUCCUAUUUGACAUUUAAUAUUUUUAGAUCAAAAUUGUAUAGAAUUAGAACUUGGCCUUUUA
Molecule: messenger RNA, 3584 nt
Organism: Panicum virgatum (switchgrass)
Lineage: Eukaryota; Viridiplantae; Streptophyta; Magnoliopsida; Poales; Poaceae
Product: putative pentatricopeptide repeat-containing protein At5g13230, mitochondrial
Exons: 2
Coding region: 102-2570 (822 amino acids)
Biological process (GO): RNA modification
Molecular function (GO): RNA binding; protein binding; zinc ion binding
Source: RefSeq, a predicted model, not a curated record